Messenger RNA from Moneuplotes crassus, 1034 nucleotides. Lineage: Eukaryota; Ciliophora; Spirotrichea; Euplotida; Euplotidae. The record is from the annotation of a GenBank genome assembly.
AAAAGAGAAUGGGUUCAUUAUUCUCCUCCCCAAGCCAUUCACAAUAUAAACCUCCCUCUAAAAAUUUAGACUGAGGUCAGCUAAAAGCAGUAGCUAUGGCUGAAGCUAAUAAAUUUAAGGAUACACAUUACAUGAAAUCCUUUAGCAACACAGAGAGAUACCCUCCUAUUAAGGAAGCUCUGAAUGACCUGAAAUCCAUUUUUAAAGGAAGUUAUAUUGACAAAAUGUAUAAGGAGCAUAAGCAGUCUACUGCAAAAGUAGUCAUUUCCAUCUGGACUAAAGAGGUGGAACUCACGAAACUAAUCAAUGCAGCACUGAUCGUAGAUUCGGUAGAGACUUUCAACAAGGAUGUAUCAACUGCGAGUGUUAAGUACAUGAAGAAAGUGGUUGCUGAGUCUGGGAAGACCUAUCAGCAAAUCAUCGAUAAAAGCAUCAAAUUCAUGAGGCUCCUCAACUCAUACAUUGUUGAUGAAGGGAGAGAUUUCAAUACAGAAAACAGAGUUGUGUAUAGAGGAGUUAACAAAGAAAUCUUUUGAAAUGUGGAAUGCGGGAAGCUGAUCAGGAUAGUAAACUGGAGCUGCUGUAGUGAAGAUCUGCAUAUAGCUAAAAAUUUCACAAGAUUCCAGUCCUCUGAAGAUGAGAACAUCAACACGAUAGUAAGGUUUAAUAUCAAGAGUGGAUGCUAUAAUGCAGGCAAGCUUAAUGAAAUUGGAGUUUCCUGCUAUGUACAAGAAAAAGAGACUUUGAUCCCACCUUACACUGUAUGAGUUAUUAAAUAAAAAGACUAAGCUUACUAAUGAGGCCUUAAGGAGCAUCAUCUCUGAUACUUGUAGUCAUAGUGGUUUUAGCUUCUUUACUUCUUCUGGUAAGGAUGACGAUACAGCAUUUUCGGAGUGAUUCGAGAGAGAGAGGACGAAUUCUGACACAGAAAUUACCCAUUUGUUCGAGGUAGAUAUUUCAAUCAAUAGCAAGUCUUCAAUCUUAGACAAUGCGAAUGCAUGCUAUUUUUAGCCAAGUUAAGACAAGUUCAACCA